AUGAAACCUCGCGACGAGACCUAUCUCUCUUCCCGAGGUAUUGGUGGUCUGCGCUUGCUGUUGUAUUUCCCUUCGAAUCCUCUCCCUCCUUCCUUUGCAAAAAAUCUUUACGAUGAACUUGAAGUCUACAAAGUUUUACUGUUGACAGAUGCACUCCUCGCGACCGGUUUGCGACGCGCUUCACGAGAGUCGCCCAGAUAUCUUUCCCAACAUCUGUCAGGAAAAGCAUCGACGAUUCAUGCAUUGACUUCCCUUCCAUUCUACUCUCCCAUUGAAGAGUCGUUCAUUCGCCCUCGAGCGACCUCAGACGCGUUCAGGGGAGUACAAACACAAAUCCCCAACACUCCCUUAGCACACCUAUUCCCCGAGUAUCGUUACGAACAUCCUGAUCCCCCACGUUCACCGACACCGAUCGAUUUCUUCCACCCGCCGGGUCCGCCUUCGCCCCCUCCCAAAGACUUCUUCGGCCAGCGGGACUUGAAACCCUCGCACCCUAUAUGGAUUUUUGACAGCUCCUUACGUGAAGUUGAUUUUGACGUCACCUGUCUAGGCGCACUAGACGAGCAACUUCUUUAUGCUCCAAAGGAAUGUUUCUUGGACAUCUGUUGGGCAGAAGCUGUAUACGAUGAUGAUCAGCUGCCGGUGCUGCAGCCCCAGCCAGAGGAGAAGCCAUGGAUGUGGCAGCCACAGACGGAAAGGGAAACCGAUUCGGAAGAAUCGGACCAAAGGGGCCCUGAUCCCAUCAUCAUGCAAGUGGAGCGUAAAGUUUCGUUCUUUCCUUCCCCCGAAUCAUACACGCCACGAUCUCCCCAGCGCAUGAUGUUUGCAGAGUCCGAGUCACGCAUGUUGUACCAAAACGCGAAUCACUCGGUGCACUUCUUCCCCGUGCCGCAGCAACGCAAACAAACGACACAGGACCCGCCUGAUACUCCUUCCGGGAAGCUCAAGCUCUUUUCGGACGCAUACGGCACUCUCACAGGACGGCGGCGUACUACUUCCAAUUAAUUCCCUCGAUGCAGCACAACAGCAUUCACAUCACUGCACCUUAAUUCAUUAACUCGACCCACGCGCUCCUUGCCACGCUCCUCACCACGCCCUGACACGCGCUCGUUAUCUUAAUCAUAUUUAUCAGUCAGGACGUUCACUAAUCCGUCCGUAUUUCUGGAGAAAACUUGUAUAAUGACAGGAACCAUCCGAAGUAUUAGUGCGCUAUACUGUACACAUCGUAUUCAGAUAACAUGGUAACAUGCUUCGUCUAGAUACGUAGAUACCACAUCUUGUUGAAUCUAUUAGAAUUGUCGCUUACUCUUGGCGUAGUGCGUCUGAAGCGACGAGACCCUUAAUCAGGGCGUGCAGGCCAAGUUCGCGUUCCAG
Messenger RNA from Suillus subalutaceus, 1374 nucleotides. RefSeq lists its product as uncharacterized. The record is from RefSeq and is a predicted model, not a curated record. NCBI's taxonomy places the organism in Eukaryota, Fungi, Basidiomycota, Agaricomycetes, Boletales, Suillaceae. The transcript has 4 exons. Bases 1 to 1005 code for a protein of 334 amino acids.